AUGGCCCAACAUCACAGAACAACGGUGCUCAUAACAGGCUGUUCAGAUGGCGGACUAGGUUCGGCGCUCGCCCUGGCUUUGCACGCCACCAACCGCUUCCGCGUCUUCGCCACAGGACGCAACUUGAGCAAACUCGGCAACGUCCGGUCCGCGGGCAUCGAGGUCCUCGCGCUCGACGUGCUCUCGGAGCAAUCGAUAUCGUCGUGCGUGUCGGAAGUACUCGCCCUCACGCCGGCUCUCGACAUGCUGGUCAACAACGCCGGCGCGGCCUACUUUGGCGCUCUGACCGACGUGUCCCUCACGUCGGCCCGAGGCCUCUUUGAGCUCAACGUGUUCUCGUGCCUCUCGAUGAUCCAGGCGUUCAUGCCGCUCCUGCUGCGCUCGACGCGGCCCGGCGGCGCGGUGAUUGUCAACCACACGUCCGUCGCGUCCGUCGUGUUUACCCCCUUCGUCGGCCUGUACGGGGCGACCAAGGCCGCACUGGCAAUGCUGAGUGCGACGAUGCGCUCCGAGCUCAGGCCCUUUGGCGUCAGGGUCGUGGACCUCAAGUCCGGAAGCGUAAAGAGCAACGUCAGCGAAAACAGUGCGAGUGGUGCCGAUGGCGUGCCCGAGAAGAGCCUGUACUACGCGGCGAGGGGCUGGCUGAACGCCCUGUUCACGGGAAAGCUGUUCGACGACCAGGCUAUCGACUCCGCCGUGUGGGCUGCCAAGGUGGUCAGGGAGCUCGAGAAGAAGACUCCACCCAACGAGAUCUGGGUUGGUGGUUUUGUAAACUUGGUGUGGUUCGCGGUGAAUUUCUUCCCCAAGAGUAUGGCGGAGAAGCUGGCACGCGAUACGGUUGGCAUGGAGAAAGUCGAGAAGAGCAUCGCUGAGUAUGGACGCGACAAAGCUGCCGAAGAUGCUUAUGGCAAGCUGUGA
Molecule: messenger RNA, 918 nt
Organism: Exophiala spinifera
Lineage: Eukaryota; Fungi; Ascomycota; Eurotiomycetes; Chaetothyriales; Herpotrichiellaceae
Exons: 1
Coding region: 1-918 (305 amino acids)
Biological process (GO): triglyceride catabolic process; phosphatidic acid biosynthetic process
Cellular component (GO): endoplasmic reticulum; lipid droplet
Molecular function (GO): triacylglycerol lipase activity; acylglycerone-phosphate reductase (NADP+) activity
Source: RefSeq, a predicted model, not a curated record